AUGUUGUAUUUGAAACGAGUUCUAGCAGUGAAUGUUGUUGGAACACUCAAUGUUAUCCGGCAUGCACUUGAUUUAGUGACACAAAAUGAAAAAGAUGAAUCGGGAUGUCGAGGCGUUGUCAUCAGUACGUCAUCAUUCUCAUCGUUUGAGCCACAGUUCGGGCUAGGGUUUGAUGCGAUGUCUUCUGGAGCUUUGAAUAGUGCUACAUUAGCUUUAGCAAAAGAUCAUGCUUCGGAUGGUAUUCGAUUUGUCACCAUUGCCCCAGGCAUUUUCCGGACACCUUUGGUGAUUUCCCAUAUGAAUGAAUUGAAUGUGGAAAUGUAUGAGAAAAUGGUGGAACUUCCUGCGCGAUUAGGCAUACCGGAAGAAUUUGCUGCUCUCGUACUGCAUGUUAUCCAAAAUAGGUAUUUAAAUGGCGUGGUUAUUCGUUUGGAUGGUGCUCUUAGGAUGCGACCAUAA
This is a messenger RNA of Acanthocheilonema viteae, 459 nucleotides long. NCBI's taxonomy places the organism in Eukaryota, Metazoa, Nematoda, Chromadorea, Rhabditida, Onchocercidae. The record is from the annotation of a GenBank genome assembly.